GGGAGUGGGAAGAAGAAGAAGAGAAGAAGUAGAGUUGGGUGUACGGACACAAAGGCCAUCAGGAGUAUGCACAUAAACACAAAGUGUGUUUAGGAGUUGGAUUUACUUCUUUGUGUCGGCCGAGGAGAACUGAUGCUAAGUAGUACCCAGAGAUGCCACAUGCACCGAGGUCACCUACAAACUGUGCCAAGAUGCAGACCAAACUGAGCGCCUGGACUCCUCUCAACCACCCUGUGGCAAACAGCAAGGUGUUUGAAGAGAGACGAAGCCUUCUGGCAAAGUGGUUUGACAGGUGGUCUGACAGGCAGAGGAGGGCUGUGCUGCAGGACUUUGUACUGGGCUGCUCAAUGGAGCAGCUGAGGUUCCUGAGUGUGAGUGUGAGCAGACAGCUCCCCCUGCAGGCUGCAGACUUCACCUGCCUGCUGCCCAGAGCCCUCUGCCUCUACCUCUUCUCCUUCCUGGACCCACGCAGCCUCUGCCGAUGUGCACAGGUGAGCUGGCACUGGAAGAGCAUCGUGGAGCUGGACCAGCUGUGGAUGCCCAAGUGUCUGAGGUUCAGUUGGUGCAUCAGUUUCUCCCCCACACCGUUCGAGCAGGGCGUCUGGAAGAGACACUACAUCCAGACUGUGCAGGGGCUGCGAGUAACCCCGCAGCAGACUGCCUCGUCCCUACAGCAGUUUGUGAUCCCAGAUGUAACAAUGAUCAGCAGUAGACAUGAAGAUCUGACAGAUCCGGCCCUCCUCACCGAGGAGCAUCCGGCGUCCACUGCCCAGCGAGUGGGAAGCAGCCUCAGGACUGGAUUCAUUACAGAGAAGCAGCCGAGUGCACUGCCUCCAUGGAGAGAUGCUGACAGACAUCCCAAAGACAUAAGACGCUUUAACUACCUGGACAACCUGGACCCCGUCCAACAAGCCCUGAGAACGCAAACGAAAAGCACAGCCACCACCUGCACCACACCGAAGCCAGACGGCGGGAGCAAGAAAACGCUAUCUGAGGCGAAUUACAAACUCCGCAAAGCCAAAUCUCUGAUGUUCCUCAGCUCCAACUGCAGACCCCAACAUCCCCCUCCUCAUCCUCAUCCUCAUCCUCAUCCUCAUCAUCGUCAGACCCAAACUCAACCUCAAUGGGCAUCUCGCAGUAGCGACUACCCCAUCACCAAGGAGACCGCCAAGAGCCUGCUGCGCCUGGCCCAGUGGAAUGCUGGGAUCCGUCCAGGGCCGGUGAGGUCAGCGGUGCCCCAGUUGAGUGUGGAGGCGCUCAGGGUGUCACAGCGCUCACACCGGAGCUCUCCCAGUACGCCACUGUUUAAGGUUCAGCCGUGGAUCAUGCCUGCUUCACACCCACGAUGACGAAGAAUGAAGCAUAUCGCCCCCAUCAGGAAGACAUCAGAACUACAGUUUCAGUUUCAGGACACCAAAGCUUUUCAGAAGAUGUAGCUGAAUAUAUUUUACUCAUGUAAUUGAGUCCAUUACUGCAGUUUCUUUGGAAGCUAUUGUGUAAAUAGCUCUGGAUGGAGAAGAGACAGACAUUUUGUAUUUACAUGUAAUUAUUUUUGAAAGGUCUUAAUAAUGUCCAAUUUUAAAAAACUUUAAACUUGGAAUAAAAAGCUACUGAAAAGAAAAAAAAUAACUCAUGAAGAAGGAAUGUUUUUGUUGCUGGAAGGAGACAGUAUUUUGUAGUUGAGUAGUUUUAAUAGCCUCAUAGUUAUAUUACAACUGCAUCUUGAAUAUCUUUAAAGCUCUGUUCAAUCAUGAUGUCUGACAUUUAAAGGGGCUAUUUGUGAGUUUUCUCUGCUGCUGAACAUGGUUUCUUGCCGGGAGCAGGUGGUGCCGAUUGUCACUUGACAAGAUCGUUGUCAGCCAUUGUUGUCUUUAUAAUUUAUGAGGUUAUAAUAUGCGCUCUGAGCAGAAAAGUGACCACAGUGACUCGCUAUCGGAAAGUGAUGAGACGCGCUGGGGCUGAUCUGGUUACCACGCUAACUUCAGUAGAGGGAAAGAAGUGAUAGAAACAAGAGUUAGUACUGGUUGUUUUCCACCACUGGAGACAGCUCUUGAAUAAAGGAAUGAAGUUUGAUACUGAAGUUGCAAAGUUUCUUCAAGACUGUUGAGUAAGCAACUUUUAAUGCUAAUGUAGCUAUGUAGCAAUGUUAAAACUUACAAAGAGCUACUUUAAAGACACAGCAGCGCCGGUUUUUACUAACUUUUUACAGAUGUCUUAAAGGAACCCUGGGGAGUUUUCGACUACUAGCAGCGCUACAGAGUGUUUGUGUACCACAGAUUGUAAAUAAGAGAGCCAACGGAAACAUAGUCUGUAUAAGAAAUGUACCACCUUUAUUAUCCAAUCCACACAUCCCAUUCAGAAUGCAAUACAAAGCCAAAGCAAUUUAUACAAACACUGAGUCUGAAAUCCAAAAAUAUUAAACAGUAACUGUCAGUUUAUGACAAAAAAAAAAAAAAAAAGAAAAAAAGAUUUUGUCUCAGUUUUCAAAACAACAUCUUGCAUUCAACACACAGUAGCAUAUUCUGGGCGAAGAGGGAAGCUUCGUGUACAUCAAUCAUGACAGAGGAUGUGAUUUUUAUUUAAAAAAAACCCACUUCAGUCAGAUAUGAAAUAUCAUACGUACACCUCACUUUAAGUCUCAUCCAUGUAAAGUUUUCAUUUAUUGCAUAUAAAACAUUGCAUUCAAAGUAUGAUUCACUCACACACACACACGCACCCAUAUAUAUUACUAAAUACAAGAGGAUCAAAAAUAAACAAGACUUAAAUGAAUGAUAGAUACCUGACAUGUUAAUUUAAUGUUAAUUAUCAUGAAUGUUGAAAUGUUAAUCGAAGGGCAGGAGUGUAUAUGGUACAGAGUGCAGUAUGUGUGGCUUAUGGAGUAAAAUAAAAAUAAUUCUAUGUUGUGGAUGAAAAAUAAAAAUAGUCUUUAUAAGUCACUACUAUUUGUCAGCUUAUGCUCUGUCUUCAAGGCAAUGCUGUGCUCCACGAUGAGCCAGUAACAUUUCCAUAAAGUAGGAUCACAGGGGUGAUGGUGGUGUGGUAAGUCAGAGUUAUUAUUGUGAUAUAUUAGAUGGUAAAGUUGAAGAAGUUAUCUGAGCAGAAAAAAGUGGAAAAGUAGAUUUUUACAACUGAUAGUUGCAUCCUUUAAGACAAGCUUAUUCUUAUCCAUUAACCUUCAUAAAGAUAACAUAAAACGUGAACCACAAUUUAAAUGAACACAAUGUAAAACCAACACAGAUGAGGAGAUUGUCCGACCAUGUGAGCAGCUGAGUUUUAGCAGGUCAGGAGCUGCUGCUGCUGCAUGUGGAGGAGCCGAGGGACAAUCAGGAAUGUCUGUGGUGUAAUGUUAGUAAAAAUGAGCUAGGAAAUUAAGAGUACACAGUCCUCUGUGAUAAGUGACCAUGAUCAGACACACAGCAGGUCAAAAGCUCAAGUCUAGAGUCAUUCCUCUGAGUUCAACAGUCGAAUUUAAGGCAAAUUUUGAGGUGUACAUUAUUUCACACUACGAGUUUUUAGGUCAUGAAAUGAUCUGAGGCAUGGAUUGAUGUAUAGAAGACAAUUAACAGAGUUUGCAAGGGCUUAGCAAACUCGAAAUGUUGCUUUAAACAUGUUGAGAAAUAUCAAAAUUCAUAUAAAAAUCAACCUGGUCACAUUUGUCCCUCGAGUGGAGACGAGGAGAAUUAUUUCACUGACUAACUGAUUUAAAAAAAUCAGAAUUCAAAGCUUUAAGGAAAGAGAUUAAAAAAAAUCUUAAAAAAAAAAAAAA
Messenger RNA from Seriola aureovittata, 3766 nucleotides. RefSeq names its product F-box protein 16 (gene fbxo16). The coding region runs from base 153 to 1349 and encodes 398 amino acids. Gene Ontology annotation, molecular function: protein binding. The record is from RefSeq and is a predicted model, not a curated record. NCBI's taxonomy places the organism in Eukaryota, Metazoa, Chordata, Actinopteri, Carangiformes, Carangidae. The transcript is spliced from 9 exons.